Rosa rugosa (rugosa rose) is the source of this 543-nucleotide messenger RNA. RefSeq lists its product as uncharacterized. NCBI's taxonomy places the organism in Eukaryota, Viridiplantae, Streptophyta, Magnoliopsida, Rosales, Rosaceae. The transcript has a single exon. The record is from RefSeq and is a predicted model, not a curated record. The coding region runs from base 1 to 543 and encodes 180 amino acids.
AUGAGGACUAGUGCUAGCAAAGCAAAGAAGCAGCAGAAUUUGUUGAUGCGCUUUAUUUCUUUACCCUUUCGGACUUUAGCCAAGGCCAGGAACUUCUACAUGAGGGGUUUGGAAGAUUGCGCCGGUAAGGUGGGUGGCGGCGGCGGUGUUGGCGGUUACGCUGCUUCGCAGGUUCACUUGCCGAGGAGCUUUAGUGUCAACUCUUCGGGUUCAAACGACGACGAGGAUGUGAGGCAGCUUAUCAGAACUGCGUCGUCAAAGAAGAACAAUGCAGGGAAAGAGAAUAAGGACGACAAUAUUAGGACAGCAGCUAGUUCAGAUGUGAAUAGAAGUAGUGUUAGACCAAUUGUUGGUGUUAGACAAGCUACGAAUGGUACGAACAAUGGGAGAGGGGUGAGGAGCUAUAGUGUUGGGUUGAAGAUGGGGAGGAUUGAUGAGGAAAGGGCUUCUACUUUUGAGGAAGAUGAAGUCGAUGUCAAGGCAGAUGUGUAUACAAGAAGCAGAAGCUAUGCUGUUAAUAAGAGAAAUGCUGGGUUUGCAUAG